This is a messenger RNA of Neohortaea acidophila, 1392 nucleotides long. RefSeq lists its product as uncharacterized. The record is from RefSeq and is a predicted model, not a curated record. The transcript has 2 exons. Bases 1 to 1392 code for a protein of 463 amino acids. Lineage: Eukaryota; Fungi; Ascomycota; Dothideomycetes; Mycosphaerellales; Teratosphaeriaceae.
AUGCGCGCACCUCGCUCGCGCCCACAUUCGCUGCACGCCGUCCAGGCCCCGAUGCAAACCCCCGUGCAGCAGCAGCAGCAGCAAGGCAGGAAGAUCUUCAAUUGCAUUGUCGAUGAUAGCGCGCUAGUGGCUGGAGUCAAGAGGAGCACACGCAACGGUAUCCGGCAAUGGGUUAAGAACGGACAGAUCCGCCUCUUCGUGCCGCUGCAUGCGCUGGAGCAGCUGAGCCGGCAAAGAAGUGCGACCACGCGACACGGGGACGAUGUUCGCGAGACUCUGCAGUGGCUGGAUGAUGCCACGAGCAAGUUCCCAAACAUCGUCACUCUUCAGGGCGCCGAUGAGACCUACGAGAACUGGGCAGAUGUCGAGAAGUUUGCUGUCCCUCGCACCCUCUUCUCCGAGUACGAUGCGCUGGACGACGCCGCUUCAUCGUCUAUUCACGACUCGCCCAACCUUACGCUGAGCAAGCUUAGCCUGGACGACCAACCCGCUCGCCAGACUCCUCUCAGCUCUGCCGCAUCGGACGCCUCCCACCCCCUCUCUCCAUCCUCCAUGCGCAGUCAACGGUCGAGCUUGAGCGCCAUGUCUCCACCAACAAGUCCAGUGAAGGGCACAUCAUCUCCUGUGAAGGCAAGCGAUGCCGAGCCUGACGAAAGACCAACUUCGAGCACCGGCGUUCCGACCCGCCUGCAGCAACUCCUCAACUACAUCCUGUGGCGCAUCCACCAAGAACAGGAUCCAAUCGCAGCACUCGAGUCCUUCAUCUUCCUCUGCAACGAUGAAAGCAAGGUCAACUUCGCCCGCGGCUUCGAUAUUAAGACCAAGAGGCUGGAGCACAUGCGAGAGGCGAUCAGUAGGGAGGACCGUGACUUUCGCAAUCGGCAGUCGCUCGUGAAUCGCGAGAAUCAACCACCCGCUGCGCCAGCAGUCACCCCGUCGCUCAAUCAAGUACAGUCUGUGGACAACGACGACGACGAAGAAGAAGAAGAAGUCGUCUUCGCCCCAGCACCACCAAAAGCUCCGGCUGCAAUGCUGUCGAAGCAAAACAGCCAACGCGGCCGCGGCGCAUCGCAGUCCAACGUCCUCGAUCCCGACGCAUUCGAUCGCCGCGCCCCAAUAGGCCCUGUCGCACCGCAAGUAUAUCGUGCCGACAACACCAACGCUUCAUUCGCGCCUCGCGGUCAUGCACGUGGCAACUUCCGCGCCGGACCUCGCGCUCGCGGUGGCUACGGCGGUGGUGCCGCUCGACGUGGUGGUGGUGGUGGCGGCGCUGCAUUCCAAAGCAACGAUUCUCCUGCGCCCGGUGGUCAGAUCGAUCCGAACAGCUUUGCGCGACCGCGCAGUAACGGAUACACUGGCCGCGGAGGCCGCAAAUUAUGGGUGCCGAGUUAA